Messenger RNA from Diatraea saccharalis (sugarcane borer), 911 nucleotides. Lineage: Eukaryota; Metazoa; Arthropoda; Insecta; Lepidoptera; Crambidae. The record is from the annotation of a GenBank genome assembly.
GAAAGAAAAGGAGCGCGCGAAGCCCGCGUUCUUCAGUCUCGCCAGGGUCGCCACAGGGGUCGGACCGAUAUCUAGUCAUUAAAUAUAUAUAUUUUUUAUUAACCGCAAUCAAAAGGUCAUCAUGAAAGUGUUCAUCGUUUUGGCAGCAGCCACCGCUUUAGCGAGCGCUCAAUUCAAAUGCCCCAAUAAGGAUGGACAGUACGAGGACGAUAGACAGUGCGACAAGUUCUACGAGUGCGUAGAUGGCGUCGCUACACAGAAACUCUGCCCCGACGGCUUGGUAUUUGACCCCCUCAUUAGGAAGAUCAACAAGUGCGACCAACCCUUCAACGUUGACUGCGGCGACAGAACCGAACUGCAACCCCCUAAGCCAAAUCACCAGUGCCCACGUCGCAACGGUUUCUUCGCUCAUCCUGACGCUGCUGUCUGCAAUGUUUUCUAUAACUGCAUCGAAGGCGAAGCCACAGAAGUCAAGUGUACCGCUGGUCUCCACUUCGACGAGUACUCUGGCACCUGCGUGUGGCCCGAUGCGGCCGGCAGACAGGGAUGCAAUACUCAAGAGAAGAAACUGAAGGACGGUUUCGAGUGUCCCAAAGAGCAGCAAGUCGACGCAUCAGGUUUGCCCGUAGCCCACCCCAAGUUCCCACACCCCAAUGACUGCCAGCGGUUCUACGUGUGCCUCAACGGAGUGGAGCCACGUGAUCUCGGCUGCCAAGUUGGCGAAGUUUACAACGAGGAGACACAGAAAUGUGACGCGCCUGAGAACGUGCGCGGAUGUGAGGAUUGGUAUAAGGACGCUGAAGAUGCACCAGCACCGAAGGCGAGAUCUUAAGCAUCAGUAGUGAUACAUUUAAAAUAGUGUACUCAUAAGACUUAUAAGUUAAUACAUAAGUUAAACAAUUACUAUACUC